Grus americana (Whooping crane) is the source of this 7775-nucleotide messenger RNA. RefSeq names its product ubiquitin domain containing 2 (gene UBTD2). Gene Ontology annotation, molecular function: protein binding. Lineage: Eukaryota; Metazoa; Chordata; Aves; Gruiformes; Gruidae. The transcript has 4 exons. Bases 149 to 865 code for a protein of 238 amino acids. The record is from RefSeq and is a predicted model, not a curated record.
GCGGGCCGGGCGGGCCCCAUGGGCGGGUGUGUGGGCUCCCACCACGACUCCUCGGGCAGCCUCAACGAGAACUCGGACGGCACUGGAGAUGGAUGUUUCCUCCAGCCUAAAUCCCCCAUGCUAAAUAAUCAAUGUCCAGCAACUUCAGAUGCUGGAACAGCGUGUUCUCUCUCGUGUGCAAGUGCACACCUACUUGGCGAGCGUUGCUUAUGUGGAAACACUGCUGCAGUUUGCUCUCGGUCGUAAUCAGCCCUUGAAAAAAGAGAAACCGAAAUGGAAAAGUGAUUACCCCAUGACAGACGGACAGUUACGCAGUAAGAGAGACGAGUUCUGGGACACAGCACCAGCUUUCGAAGGUCGCAAGGAGAUUUGGGAUGCCCUCAAGGCUGCUGCACAUGCUUUCGAGAGCAAUGAUCAUGAACUGGCACAAGCCAUCAUUGAUGGUGCAAAUAUAACACUACCACAUGGUGCUCUUACAGAGUGUUACGAUGAACUCGGCAACCGGUACCAGCUUCCCGUCUACUGCCUCGCCCCACCCAUCAACAUGAUAGAGGAGAAGGGUGACCUGGAGACUCUGGAUAUUCCUGAUCCUCCACCAAAUUCAGGGCAUGAAUGCCAGCUUCGUUUGCGCCUGUCCACGGGCAAAGACCUCAAACUCAUGGUCCGCAGCAUGGACACGGUGUACCACAUGAAGAGGCGGCUGCACGCGGUGGAAGGAGUGGAGCCGGGCAGCCAGCGCUGGUUCUUCUCGGGCAGGCCGCUGGCAGACAAAAUGAAACUGGAGGAGCUGAAAAUCCCAAAGGACUAUGUGGUGCAAGUCAUCGUGAGCCAGCCCUUAGCAAAUCCCACCCCAGUGGAAAACUGAUUUCUGCUUGUUUAUUGAUUCUUCUUUCCUCCGUCUCUGUCAUGGGGUUUGUUUUCACUGCCCUCUCUUCUUUCGGUUUGUCCUGUUAAUGGAUUGGUUCCAAGAAAUGACCAGCAAAAAUUCCAUCUGUGAUGGAGAUCUGCAAAAACAAAACAUAAAAAUGUAAACUGGCCUUUGGGGUUUGCCUGAUCUCAUAUUUAACACAACAGCAAGCAGCACAGGGCAAGGGCAAAGGAAGGAGCGGGAAGGGAAAAGGGAGGAGGGUACAAAGAGGAAGGGAAGGGACUGUAAUUCAUUUAAUACAAAUAUGUCAUGAAUCUUAAAACUGUAGGUGGUGUCCUGAUCCAUGGAGUGAGAGCAGCAGAGAGCACUUUUAUUUAAAAAAAAAAAAAAAAAGGUAAAAUUAAAAAUGAAUCAAUUGAUAAAAUUUCAUAUCAGCACCACAUACAGUGCACGCAAGAAUUGCAGCUGCUCUGGGUAGGUCCCGCGCUGCCUGUUCACGGGGAUCCUUUCUGGUUUGACCUAACUCGCCUGCUUCGCCCAGGCACCACCGAGGCACAGCUGGCCCCGGGCAGCGGAGCUGGGCUGGGGCUCGGUCUCUGUCCCGCGCAGGCGGCUCCUGGCGAUGCUCAGACCAAGCAAUUGUACAUUCCAAGGUGGCAACGCAGUCCUGUGCCAUUGCUGGCUCCCGCGCUGGGAACGCAGCCCCCCGGAGCCUUAGGCAAUAACUUAGUCAAUGUAUACUCUCACGUACUGUACUGUAAACUUAUUUGCUACAAGACUGACUUAGCCUGAAGUUUACUGGCUGACUGGCACCUGAGUAUGUGCCAGCUGACUUACUCCAUAUCACUCAAAUCAUUAAAACAAGCUUUGAUCAGGCUAGCUAAGGUGAGUGAUGUGCUGGUCUGCGCUUAAGCGUUAGGUGCAUCACCUUUGUCAAAUGGCACCGGUGUAAUAGGUCCAGGUUAAACUGCAGUUACACCCAGAUGCAAUGGGUUGCGACUUCCCCCCCUCAGUUCCUAAAGGGCACAAACCAUGGGAGAUGGUGAGGAGGACACAACAGCGCGUGGUUUUCAGCUUUUUGUGUGAGUGUCGUUUGAAGCAGCAGCCAGUCUUCUAGCUGUGGUGACUCUCCAGCCAGGACAACUGGAGGUAUCCUCACCAACACACACCCGCGGCCCAGAGCAUGAUGGUGGUGUUUCACAGCCAGUGCUCUCCCUUCAGAAUGUAAGAGGAGCCCUCUCAGCAAACGACAAAUCCUUUUGUAGUUUCAAAAAUCUGAAUCAGAGCAUAUUUUUUGGGAGGGGGAAAAUCUAAUUGCUUGUUCCCUCAGUUAAGAUGCUCUCUGUGUUCCUUUGGCUGCUCUGCGCCCCUGUCUGGUAAUGCCUUUGGUUGAGCUCAAAUGCCUUGUUCCUUUUAAACACGGCUUCUAGUUUGUUUGUUUUUUCAGCCAUCGUUGAAAUGACUUCACUUCUUCCAAAGUUGAAUGUGCUAUUCAGGUAUGAAUAGCAUAUUUUUAUUGGUUUCUGUCUUCCCUCUUUGAAUGAAUGGUCUAAAGCUACAGUUGUCCAAGCUCUUUCGUGUCUGCUAGUGAAACUGGUGGGUUACAUUGAUGAUUUUAAACUUGUUACUUUUGCUCCUUCAUUAAUUCCAUAGAACUCAGUUCCUUGGACUCGAAGAGAGUUCUUGCUCCAUGAGUGUCAGCGUAGAGCCAGAAUGAGCAGAGGUCACUUGCACAACACCACGAGUCUUUCCCAGCAGGUGGAAGCAGGCGCAGAACUUACAUUGAUAGUUGGAAAACAGAUCCACGUUUUAUAUGCAUUUCCCACCAAAUAAAUACAGCUUUCUUUUUGGUCCCUGUGUUGUAUUAAGCCUAUGUUUUUCUGACAGCUGCUUUAGCCCCGGUUUGGUACGGGAUGACUGAAGUGCAGUGGCAGAGCUGUGUAAAGGAGAAUUAGUUCCCUGUCCUCAUAAACACCAAAGUGACUUGUUUUUUGUUUGGGUUGUUUUUCCAUUUUUUCUUUUUAAAGAUUAAAUCAAAGCUGAGAAAUACUAAUCUAUAACAAAAGUUUUCUAUUGUGGAGUUUUUUUAAGACAAAUAUGACUUACUAUACUGGGUUUUUGCAGCCAGAUCUUUUGCAUUUCAGUGUGGGAAAAAGUAUUUGAUAUAAACAACUCAAAAAUCUCUUGGAUUUUCACUGGGCAAAGGAUGGUUUCAUGCCAGGAAGACACUACUUGUCUCAUAAGGCGUAACUUACAUCUCAGUAUAGGUGGUCUUUACGAUGUCAUUUCCCUGCAGUCCCUUCUGGAAGGGGGGAAAUCGUGAUAAAGGAGGAGCAAACCAGGGUGGCAAUUCCAUAACUGUGAACACUAAAACACUACUCUUUUUUGUAGGAUAUGUUUUGUUGAUUUUUUUUUUUCUAUUUCUAUUUUAAUUCAGGCAGUUGUCACCAUGUACUGUUUCUGAGAUUACAGCGUGUAGGGGCUGGGAGGGCUCCUUCUUUCCCUCUUCCCCCUCUUAGUUGGAAAAGGUUCAGUUUUGUUAUGCUGUAGUAGAUGACCAUGUUUUAUAUUAAUUGCUUUUAUGUCGGGGAGCAAGGUGAUGAUCUGAAGGCCAUGUCGUGAGUGGGCUUUCAGUAGAACAGAGAAUUGGUUCAUGAAAAUACACUUUUCUCUAACAGACUCCCUCCCUUUCCUGUCCCUUAAACACAUAUCUAAAACUGAAAAAAAUUCAAUGGUAAAACGCUUUUAUAGGUGAAAGUGAAGACUUUUCAUCCUCUUCUGUAUAAAAUGACAGAUGUGCUAAGCACAUACCCUGCUGGAAAUGAAUUUUACAAGAUUUGUAUUAGGAAAGAAUUCUAAGUUUCAAAAUAUAUAUAUAUAUAUUAAAAAAAUAUCAGUAAUGAAGGCAUACAGCAUGUUGACUAACAUAUCCCGUGUAUAUAACUAGAGGUUGCAGGGUACAUGGAGAGAAGAGUCAUUUCUGUCUCUGAAACACCUUGUCUUUGUCCUGCGAGAUGUCUUCGGUGCAAAUGCGGGUGCAGGAAGCCAGGCUGGGGCUCCCCGCUGCUGGAGGGGCGGAGGGAAGGCAGGCUUGCUUAAUUGCAGAGCAGAGUUUGCAGGGCUGAAGUGAGACUCAAAGUACUAAACCGCAGUUGAGCUGGCAGCCCCAGUGGGAAGGCAGGACUGGCGCAGGUCUGCGUGGCCGACACCGGUGGCUGCUCACGGGGAGAGUGGAGAGAAGCACGCUGCCGCCCGCAGCUUGGUUUUGCAGCAUGGGUGUACGUUCAGCUUGCAGCUCAGUGGCCUGGGCUGGGUUUUGGCAUGCCGGUUGGUGUGCUGCCCCGCACCGGCUGGUGUCUUGGGUGUAACUGAAGCAGCGCAACAGGUUUUUUAAUGUGCACAGCUGUGAACUGCAAUGCUAAGUACAAACAAGUGAGGAGUAAUAGGAAUUUUUUUUAUUUGUUAGAUCCUUCAGCCCUUUGUGUCACUCCUGAUUAGCUCUGGCUAUGAACUGAUGCCAGUAAAUAACUUUUUUUUUUUUACCAUGUUAGUGACAAGUCUGUUUGGCGUGAUUCAGAUUUUUAUACUCUUUAUUGUUGCUUCUGCCUGACCCAGAAGUAAUAACCUAGUGAACAUCCACACUCCUGAACAGCUUGAAAGGCAGAGAGGCAUGAACACACGUGGUCUGCUGGGGCGAGGAAGCUCCAAAAAGCCGCAGAUGCUGUAGGUAUGUUGCUUGGCACUACCGAAGGAUGCUCAGGGUCGUCUUCCACAACCAAUUGACAGCUGCUCCUUCUGAGCAUCCAGCUCCCAAAAGUUUCACUGACUACUUUGGCUCUUUGCACAUCACAGUUUACUGGUGUCCUCUGCAGAAAACACAGCACGGAAUAGCUGCACUGCGAGAACUUUUUUUAGUUUUCUGAAAGCCUUUGCUUCUCUGGAUCUGGGAAAUAUUUUUGAAAACUAAAUGAUGCGAGUCAGCAGUGUAAUAAUUUGGGUUUUUUAAUAGACCCCCAAUACUAAAAGUAGUAUUAACAACAACAAAAAAACAACUCACCCCAGGAGCAACCAAACAAAACCCCAGCUCCUCUUUGCCUUUCACAGAAAGUUCCAAAGUUUCUUUGGGGAGGAGAGGAAAGGGGUUCAUUGGAGCAACCAGGCAGCACAUGGCAAUGUGCAUAACUUCUGGUAAAGCAGAUGGCCAAUUGAUAAAAUAUUGCUGUAGUAUGACAUGCUUCUGCAUAUAUAUCCAUUGUUAGUAAAUAAUGUAAAAACUUUUAAAAACUAUUAAAAAAAAAUAAAUCUUAGAUUGUUACAAUGGUGGGAUGCUUUUAGCCAUGGAGUCCUGAAAGCAUUUUAGCUGUGUUGACGAAUUGAAUGCUGUACGUUUCUCCAUUUCUGUCUUCUUCAGAAGCGUAAGUGGUAGCUACAUUUCUGACUCUUGGUCUAUAUUUUACAAACUUUUUUCUAUGUUACUGUAAAUACAUCCAAGACCCUGCACCUUAUGCAGAGAAUGUUUACAUUUAAAAAGAAAAAACAAAUUUGUUGGCUUUUUCACUGCGCUGCUCAGAUCCUGUUGAAAUGAAAGAAAGUAGUCUCUGUUAGAAAAAGGGGCUUUUUUUUUUUCUUUGCCCUUCACCACUUCCCCUGUAAUUCUGACUCCCUCCCGGAUGAUGGCUGGCAGCUCUUGGACAGCUUGCGCUCUCCUGGAGUAGGAUAUAGAGGUAUCUGAGAAAGGCGUUUUUGAAACCUUGCUUUGGGUGGGAGGAUGAGCUUUGUACGCUCUGCAAACUUUCUUGGAAAAAGAAAAAAAAUCUGUUUCAAACCCACUAGAUGUUGGUGGUCUGCCUUGCAAGUUAACUGAUCUAGGAAGCCUUUGAGUUAAACUUUCCAGCAACCGUGCUUCUGUCUUCUCCCAAAGAAGAUGAAUGUCCUGCUAUUAUAUCUGCAGCUACAAACACUUGUGUUGGUUAAUGACUGUAUAUACAAGUCUGCCUGCUUUAAGACUUUUCCUUUUCAUAAAGUGUUUUUGAUUGCUCUGUUCUGCACAUGGCUCUCCUCUUCCAUAUUUCAUCUGCUUGAUACUCCGUAGCCGCGUGUGUGUUGCUCUUGUUCAUGGGAGAUCGAGCUAUAGCUCUCCUUCCAAGGGAGAUACAUGCCACUGAGCCUACAAAAGUCAAAUAGUUCGAAGAUGAGAUGUUUUAACCAGCGGGUUUCCUACCAUGGACUUUGAGACUUUCAAUAAAUGUGUCCACUGGACUGUCUGUGAAAAAGCAUGUUCCUGCCCUCCAAGCAGGACCGCUUGUUGGGUAUUUAUCCGGUAGAACUCUGUAUUUGUAUAUUUUACAGAUGAAGACUAUUCGAUCAGAGCCAUGGGGCAAAUAGAGAACUUAAAAUCCUGACUCCUGCCUUAAAACUUUUAGUUCAUCUUGAGCUCCAAAAAUUCUGCACCUGCUCGUUCCCAAGUCCCUUUUUUCUUUAGGAAAUUUGAAUCCAGUCAAAGGCUGGAGACAAUUUAAGGAAAUUUAAAACAAAAUAAAUUUUAGCUGAUGGCUUUAUUAAAAUAACUAACUGGUCUUGUAUUAAAAACCCUAUUUGUGCCUCUCUUAAGUCCAGGGAAUGUUUUAAAAAGUGGAGGUGGCUUUUGAGCAAUGAUUGAAAUGACUGCAUUAGCUGGCAAUUUGUAAGACACUUGGCUUUCAUAUGCUCUGAGCAAGAGACUUCAGUUUGUGUCCUCUCUGCCUCAUGGUAAUGGCUUUCAAAGAUGGCUGGUACCAUCAAAUUUGUACUUCUUGAAUAAAUAUCUUCAUUUUUAUGGUAAAACUUUUUGUAUGCACUUUGUUUGUGUGUGCCAUGUAACAAACACUCAUUACGUAGGAUACGGUGCUAGAUUUGGUACUGACAGCUCCAGCACGCAGUGAAAGAAGGACGAGGGGGUUCCUGUGACGUGACCCUUUUUUUCCCCUGUAACUUUUUAUAAAGUCUUUUAGAAUCAAAAAUACCAGUUGUGUAAAACAUGCUUUUUAACUUUUUUCCCCUCCCUGGCUCCUUCAGUCAAUGAAGAAUUCUAGGCCGAUAUAAAGAUGCUGUGAACAUCAGGUAACUUUUAAAAUGCAUUAUGUAUUUUUAUGUUGUACCUCUGUUUCUUGGGUGACAUAUCGCAGUAGUGUGUGCACAUACUUUUAAUCAACUGCAAAGCACAAGCAGGUUGUCUUUAGACUGUUAAAUUAUGUGUUUAGGUUGGUUUUUUUUUUUUUUUUAACCUAGGGAAGAUCUUUCACAAUUGAGAGCAAACCAUCAUGAACUUCUAUUGGAAAUGCUGUACAAAAUUUCCUGUAUUUAAAACAAAAAAGAGAAACUUCUUUUUUCCCCUGCAUUUAAAAAAUAAAAGUAAUCCUGGAAAUGCCAUGCCUUAAGAGAUAAGCUCAGUGGUGUUCUUCUGUUUCUUCAGUAAGACUUUUAAUUCUGAGCUGGAGCUCUACAACUUUUUCAUUACCUGCCUGAUACCCUAGAGACACAUUUUUGGUAAUAAUUUUGGUGUGUGACAACAUUUUAUCUUGCAAAUUAGGUGUGCAGUCCGUGGAGAAUGCAGGGCCUGGAGCUGCGCUCAGAGAUCCAGCGUGAACCUCCUCUGUGCCCGGCUCCUGCCGUCUCAGAUGUGCUUCUGGCUCCGUGGUGAACAGCGCAAAAUAAUGGAUCUGUGUAAUCGUCCUGUAAUUACAUUAACUGACAUGUUGUCUUAAUCAGGUCACCACUUUUAUAGUCUUGAUUAACAACCUAAUGUAUCAGAGGAGUAUGAAUAAUUUUUUUUGUAGGCCACUUUGGUCUAAUGUUAUCACAGCUAAACAUUUCUUUUUUUUUUUUUAAUCUUAGGAGAAUUUCAUGGUUGAAUUUAUGAUGUGCGCUA